AUGGAAGUUGAACAAAACCACCAACUGGCCUUCCUGGAUGUUUUGGUGUCUAGGCAGCGGAAUCGUUUGGACCACAAGGUAUAUCGAAAAGCCACCCACACAGACAGAUAUCUUCACAAUCUAUCUAACCACCAUCCGAGUCAGAAGCAGGGAAUCAUUAAAACUCUCACGGAUAGAGCCAGAAAAACAUGUGGGCCACGACAUCUAACUACAGAACUACAGCACCUGGAAAAAGCUUUUUUCAGAACAGUUAAUCCCAGUUGGACAUCACAAAAGCUGGUUACGGACAAAAUUAGGAGGCUCCUGAGGAAAAGUCAGUUAAAGACAGAAGACCCCCCCCUCGCAACUGCAGGAAUCUACCGGAUCCCAUGCUCCUGUGGAAGCGUCUACAUAGGAACUACUAAGAGAUCGGUAGCGACGAGAAUAGAAGAACACCGACGGAAUUGUAAACUGGGACAUGUGGAAAAGUCGGCAGUGGCGGAACACGCCCUCAGCGAUGGAAUACACAACAUCUAUUUCGGAGAGGCACAGGUACUGGCCACAACAACAGGUUAUCACCCCCGACUAAUACGAGAAGCCAUUGAAAUCCACAAACACGACGACAAUUUCAACAGAAAAGAACAGACAAUGGCGCUAAACAGGAUAUGGUUUCCAGCACUCACCAACAGCAAGAAAAAGCAACAGCUCAGGACAGGAGAGAGGAUCCAGUACACCGGAGGAUAG
This is a messenger RNA of Dendroctonus ponderosae (mountain pine beetle), 723 nucleotides long. RefSeq lists its product as uncharacterized. The coding region runs from base 1 to 723 and encodes 240 amino acids. The record is from RefSeq and is a predicted model, not a curated record. The transcript is spliced from 2 exons. Lineage: Eukaryota; Metazoa; Arthropoda; Insecta; Coleoptera; Curculionidae.